CUAUACCCAAAACAAGUAAAAAUGUCGACUARUUUCAUCGUACUCUUUCAAGGCAAUUUGGGYCAUUUUCAAUCAAGAAAGCUUCUACUUCAUGCUCCUAUGUACCAACACAUAGCAACGACGGUGCGCACAGGAGUCGAGGAGACAGCAGCAUCACCAACACCGAGUCGAGUCACUGGAAAUAAAAGCUUUGAUGCGAAUGUGGUGAUGGUUUUGUCGGUUCUUCUGUGUGCUCUCAUUUGUUCCUUAGGAUUGAACUUUGUCAUCAGGUGUGUCUUAAGGUGCUCAAGUAUGGUUCACUCUGAGUCUAUCACUGACUUAGAAAACACACCAACCAAGUCAGCCAACAUUGGACUUAACAAAAAGGCGUUAAAAACUUUCCCAACUGUCCGCUAUUGGAAAGGACUUACGUUACCUGGAUUGGACAAGGAAUGCGUGAUAUGCUUAAGUGAGUUUGUCCCUGAAGAACUUGUCAAAAUACUACCAAAAUGCAAUCAUGGGUUCCAUGCUCGAUGCAUCGACAAGUGGUUGAGUUCACACUCCUCUUGCCCUACUUGUCGACACUCCCUCGUAGAAACGUGUCAGAAGAUUUUGUCAGGUGGGGUGUGUGGUACCGCAACACUACCACAACUUCAAGGACAAGAGUCACAAAGUAUCAGUACCGUAGUUAUUAUGCCUUUGCAACCGGAGCAUCCUAUUCGAAGCUAUGAGAUGUAGUAGUUUAGUUAAGCAUACAUGGACUUAAAUGUAAAUUACUAAAAUAUUUUAGUUGAUGUUGCCCUUGGUAAAAUCCUCCCAAAGGUUUAUUUGUAAAUCCGUUACCAUUUUGUACAUUAAUAUUGAGACAAUUUUUCCAUGUGA
Molecule: messenger RNA, 861 nt
Organism: Cynara cardunculus var. scolymus (artichoke)
Lineage: Eukaryota; Viridiplantae; Streptophyta; Magnoliopsida; Asterales; Asteraceae
Product: RING-H2 finger protein ATL78-like
Exons: 1
Coding region: 22-717 (231 amino acids)
Biological process (GO): protein ubiquitination
Molecular function (GO): transferase activity
Source: RefSeq, a predicted model, not a curated record